Solanum pennellii is the source of this 1740-nucleotide messenger RNA. Its product is annotated as transcription factor bHLH90. Gene Ontology annotation, molecular function: sequence-specific DNA binding; DNA-binding transcription factor activity; protein dimerization activity. Gene Ontology annotation, cellular component: nucleus. The record is from RefSeq and is a predicted model, not a curated record. The transcript has 8 exons. NCBI's taxonomy places the organism in Eukaryota, Viridiplantae, Streptophyta, Magnoliopsida, Solanales, Solanaceae. Gene Ontology annotation, biological process: regulation of DNA-templated transcription. Bases 65 to 1513 code for a protein of 482 amino acids.
UCUGACUUGUCUUGUUUUUAGUAUUCAAAUUUCAUGAAAAUAACUCUAACUUACUAUAUUACUCAUGGAAAAAGCAUUAGAAUGGUUAAGACCACUUGUUGAUUCCAAAAAUUGGGAAUAUUGUGUUGUUUGGAAGUUUGGUGAUGACCCUUCAAGGUUUAUAGAAUGGAUGGGGUGUUGCUGUUCUGGUGCAAAUGGAGUUGAUGUCAAUGUUAAGAGAGAAAAUGGAGGGAAACAGACAUUUAGUUCUCUGUGUAGAGAUAUUCAAGUGCAGCAUCCUAUUAGAACAAAGGCUUGUGAGGCUUUAGCUCAUUUUCCUCAUUCUAUUUCUCUUUAUUCAGGGAUUCAGGCAGAGGUUGUAACAUCAAAUGAACCAAAGUGGAUUAAUCAUGCUGAGAUUUCCAAUUCAAAUUUGUCACAUGAAUUAAAGGGUACCCUCGUAUUGAUCCCCGUUGCUGGUGGAUUGGUUGAGCUUUACAAUUCAAAGAUGAUAUAUAAAGAUCAAAAGACGAUUAAUUUCAUCAUCAAUCGGUUCAAACUUGGUUCAGAAGAAGCCAAUAGUUCCGUAGCACAGAAAGAAGAUCAAGUUCUUGAUUUCUUUCCCUAUGAGAAAUCGAACUUUUGUGCUCCUCUCCUGCAAUAUGCCACAAGUUUUCCUUCAAGUGCACCUCAUAUUUCUCAAGUAUCUGAGUCUAGUGCUAAUCCCAGCAUUCAAGGAUCAUCGACCGGUUCCAUCCCUUCAAAUGAACUUACAUUGUGUCAUUCACCUCCUGACCAUUUAUCGCGAAAUGUACCAUUAAGUCAAUCUACUGAAGGGUAUUUUGAGCACACAGAGCUUCAGUGCAGUGGAAACUUAUCAAGAAUGGAAGACACUAUUUUUCCUUGGAAACAAGAAAACUAUAUAGUUGCAGGAGAUAUGUUCAGUAUGGGUAAGAAAAGGCAAAAAGGACCUUAUCAGUCGAAGAAUCUUGUCACGGAGAGAAAACGAAGGAACAGAAUCAAAGACGGUCUUUUUACACUUCGAGCUUUAGUUCCCAACAUCACUAAGAUGGACAAAGUCGCAAUACUAGGAGACGCGAUUGACUAUAUAAAUGAACUGCAAGAAAAAGUGAAGUUAUACGAAAUUGAGCUCAACAAAAUAGAAGCGGAAGUUACCAACAAUGAGAGUACUCCUGAAAUGGUCCUAUCAGACAUGACUGAAAUGUCCAAAGUUACCGGACAAACAAAUGAGAAAACACAAAUUUCAGUUAAUACAACUGAUAGAACGAGAAUGGAGGUGGAAGUGAAUCAAAUUGGUGCAAGAGAGUUCUUGUUGAAGGUCUCUGGAUCACGUAAACCUGGUGGAUUUACGCAGUUGAUGGAGGCCAUGAAUUACUUAGGACUUGAGCUAGUAAAUGUGAGUUGUACCACGUCUGGAGGGGAGAUCGUGAGCGUUUACAUAGUAGAGGCAAAUGUAGACAGAUUUAUUGAUGCACAGAAACUGAGAUCUUCACUAAUUGAGCUAACAAGUUGAACACAUAUAUCUUUUCUUGAGUCAUAUAUUAACUGUUUAGUUUGUCAAUCAUUUGACUUAGUUAUUAGCUACUCAGCUUGCAGAGACCAAUCAAUUGACUAUGUAUAAAGAUAGUGACUGAUCUCAACUUGUUGUGAACUUAUAAAAUCUAGGAUUUAUGAGUCUUCGGUUGUCCAAAGAAUCUCAUGUUAAUUUUAAUCAAUAUUUUCAUCUACGUUCACACUUAA